This is a messenger RNA of Paramuricea clavata, 378 nucleotides long. Lineage: Eukaryota; Metazoa; Cnidaria; Anthozoa; Malacalcyonacea; Plexauridae. The record is from the annotation of a GenBank genome assembly.
GCAGGGCCACGAGUAAGAGAAAUAUUUCGACAAUUCCCCGAUCCUGGGACAGACGACGAUAUAGCUAAAGCAGAGGAACUUCUUACGGCGUAUUUCGAGCCACAAAAGAAUCGUUUAUAUGAGGUAUAUAAAUUCCGACAAGCAAAACAAGGCGUGUCCGAAACAAUUGAUCAAUUUCAUACAAGACUACAUUCCAUAUCAAAGAACUGUGAGUUUUCUGACGUUGACUUUGAAAUAAUGGUACAAAUCGUAAUCGGGGGAAAGUCUAGCCGUGUACGUAAACAAGCUUUACGCGACCCGAAAUAUUCCUUAAAAGAUUUAUUGCUCGGCGCGAAGAAACAAGCAAAACACAAGCAGCGGAUAUCGAAGGGAAUUUAG